Molecule: messenger RNA, 1005 nt
Organism: Pestalotiopsis fici W106-1
Lineage: Eukaryota; Fungi; Ascomycota; Sordariomycetes; Amphisphaeriales; Sporocadaceae
Exons: 1
Coding region: 1-1005 (334 amino acids)
Source: RefSeq, a predicted model, not a curated record
AUGCUGCCAUCGACGUAUUUGCGUGGCCUUGUUGGCCUUUCAGCCGUUCAAAUAGCCUAUGGGCGACCUCAUUCCAUCAGAGGCGAUACCGACCAAGCGAUGGUAAUACAAUUAAUACCAGAAGUUCCAUCCCUUGAAAACCUCGCGAUCCGUCGUAAUGGAGAUAUCAUCACCACAUCUACCCGGUCUUCCUCUCUUUACCUCACUUCUCCACGCAAACAGUACGGGGCUGAUGCUAUUUUGCUUCACCAAUCCUCGAAUCUCAAUGCUCUUCUCGGCAUAGCAGAGUUGGAGGAAGAUGUGUUUUACAUUACGGGUGGUGCUGCUCUCACUAUGCCCAAUCCUUUCAAUGAGGUGUGGAAAGUGGACCUGCGUGGUCUUCAAAUUUCUGCCAAUGGUACAAUUGUCCAACCACCUGCCAUCGUUCUUGCUGGCAACGACAGCACCGGGGGCUUAUAUAAUGGCAUGACACAUUUGGGCACCAACGACACGAAUAAUAUUCUCUUGGCUGACUCCCUGCUGGGCACUGUCACACGUCUCGAUGUUACGACUGGGGAGUUUGCAGUAGUCAGCCAGGACCCGCUCCUCGCCACGCCCAAUACAACUAACCUCGCGGUCGCUGUCAAUGGAAUUCACACUUACGGCAAUUUUAUAUACUUUACCAACCUGAACCAGGGAAUAUUCGGCCGCAUGCCGAUAUCGCUAGCUACUGGCGAGCAGACAGGCGCCGCAGAGAUCCUUGCUACAGGACUCUGGGUGGCUGACGACUUUGCGCUCUCCGUCGAUGGUCAAAAGGCUUGGGUUGCUAUGAACGGACCAGACGUCAUCAUCGAGGUUGAUAUCGUGGAAAAGACGAGCCGUGUUGCCUUCAACUCCAGUCUACUGGGCGCCGCCUCGUCAGUUGCCAAGGGCCGCGUUUGUCAAGAUUUGCAAUAUUUAUACGUCACCACAUCACAGUCCAAUGGCAACUCCACCAUUGGCGGUAUUGUCAGAUUGCCUCUAUAA